AUGUUAGUGCCAGAGAAAAACAAAAGUGGAGCCAUGUUCACCCUCUCAGGCUUCUCAGAUUACCCAAAACUGCAAGUACCACUCUUCCUGACUUUUAUGGGCAUCUACAGCAUCACUGUGGUAGGGAAUAUUGGGAUGCUGGUCAUAAUCAAAAUUAAUCCCAAACUGCACACCCCCAUGUAUUUUUUCCUGAGUCAUCUCUCAUUCGUGGAUUUCUGCUACUCCUCCAUCAUUGCUCCUAAGAUGUUGGCGAACCUAAUGACAAGGGACAGGAGCAUUUCAUUUUCAGGAUGCAUAACACAAUACUUUUUCUUUUGUUCCUUUGUGGUAACAGAAGUCUUUUUAUUAGCAGCCAUGGCCUAUGACCGCUUUGUAGCCAUCUGUAACCCUCUUCUCUACACAGUCACCAUGUCCCAGAAACGCUGUGCCCUGCUGGUGGUGGGGUCAUAUUCAUGGGGGGUGGGUUGCUCCUUGAUACUAACCUGCUCCACCUUGCAACUGUCAUUUCACAAUUUCAACAUAAUUGAUCACUUCUUCUGUGAGAUUUCCUCACUGCUCUCUUUGUCUUGCUCAGACACUUAUAUUAAUCAGCUACUGUUGUUCCUUAUCUCCGUAUUUACUGCAAUGGGCACACUCCUCAUUAUUCUUUUGUCUUAUUUGUUCAUUGUUGUCACCAUUCUCAAGAUGCAUUCAGCCAGCGGGCGCCGCAAGGCUUUCUCCACUUGUGCCUCCCACCUGACGGCCAUCAGCAUCUUUUAUGGCACCAUCCUGUUCCUCUACUGUGUUCCCAACUCCAAGAACUCCAGGCACACAGGCAAAGUGGCCUCUGUGUUUUACACAAUGGUAAUCCCCAUGCUGAACCCCCUGAUCUACAGUCUGAGAAAUAAGGAUGUAAAAGACACAGUCUGCAUGUUUAUGAAAAAUAAAUUAUUGUCUCAUUAA
Messenger RNA from Cavia porcellus (domestic guinea pig), 942 nucleotides. Its product is annotated as olfactory receptor 5D18-like. NCBI's taxonomy places the organism in Eukaryota, Metazoa, Chordata, Mammalia, Rodentia, Caviidae. Gene Ontology annotation, molecular function: odorant binding; olfactory receptor activity; G protein-coupled receptor activity. Gene Ontology annotation, biological process: sensory perception of smell; G protein-coupled receptor signaling pathway. The transcript has a single exon. The record is from RefSeq and is a predicted model, not a curated record. Gene Ontology annotation, cellular component: membrane. Bases 1 to 942 code for a protein of 313 amino acids.